GCCUAGCAUAUCUACUUUGCUUGUGCUAUCAGCGUCUUUGUUGGAAACUUUUGCCAAUUUAAAGUGUCCUUCUCUACCUCAACUGCUACGACAUGGCGGGAAACUUCUGGCAAAGUUCUCAUUAUUUGCAGUGGGUUUUGGACAAACAGGAUCUGAUGAAAGAGCGGCAGAAGGAUCUGAAGUUUCUCUCAGAAGAGGAGUACUGGAAGCUGCAGAUUUUCUUUGCCAAUGUGAUCCAGGCUUUGGGGGAACACCUGAAGCUGCGGCAGCAGGUCAUCGCCACUGCAACUGUUUACUUCAAACGCUUCUAUGCCAGGUAUUCCCUGAAAAGUAUCGAUCCAGUGCUCAUGGCUCCUACCUGUGUUUUCCUGGCUUCUAAAGUUGAGGAAUUUGGAGUUGUGUCAAAUACCAGGCUGAUCUCUGCAGCAACAUCUGUGUUGAAAACAAGAUUUUCCUACGCCUUUCCGAAGGAGUUUCCUUACAGAAUGAAUCAUAUAUUAGAAUGUGAAUUCUACCUGCUGGAGUUGAUGGACUGCUGCCUGAUAGUGUACCACCCUUACAGACCACUGUUGCAGUAUGUGCAGGACAUGGGACAGGAGGACAUGUUGCUGCCUCUGGCCUGGCGAAUAGUGAAUGACACAUACAGGACGGAUCUGUGUCUGCUCUACCCUCCCUUCAUGAUCGCCUUGGCCUGUCUGCAUGUCGCCUGUGUGGUUCAGCAGAAAGAUGCCCGGCAGUGGUUUGCAGAGCUCUCUGUUGACAUGGACAAAAUCCUGGAGAUCAUCCGUGUCAUUCUGAAGCUCUACGACCAGUGGAAAAAUUUCGAUGACAGAAAGGAGAUAGCUGCUGUGCUAAACAAGAUGCCAAAACCCAAACCUCCUCCGAACAGUGAGAGCGACCAGAGCUCCAAUGGGAACCAAAGUAACUCCUACAGCCAGUCUUAGCGUUGCGUCUGUAUUUCCGUGGGAGUCCAUAAUGUUGAUACAAUGAGGGGUGAAUCUUUUUUUAAAAUGUCACACAGCAUGACCUUUGUGACGUCUGCUGGAAAAAAAAAAAUCACAUUCCAGCUUAACGAUAUCUUCGACCAACACCCCAAACAAACUGUCAGAGCCACGUCUUCAUUUUUCUCCCGUCAUUAUGGGUUUCUGGAUUGAGAGAGCAGCCACUGACGUGUUUCUGACGAGGCUCUGUACUGUGCUCCAGACUUGAAACGAACUAAAAACUGAGGAACAUGUGGAGGGGAGGGGAGAGGGCAGCUGUGGGGAAAACUGAUAGAGCAGAUGUGACGCUUCAGUAGAAACCUGCUUUAAUGUCGUGACGAUCCUGAUGAUCCUUGAACAGCCCAGAGGAGCGAGUCUUUCAUGUGGAGCUCCGUGGGACUCGAGAAAACUUGAUCACAAGUACUGUGUGUGUUGUGUGUGUUGUGUGUGUCUCUGUGUGUCUGUAUGUGUGUGUGUGUGUGUGUGUGUGUGUGUGUGUGUGUACACACACAAUAUGAGUGACCAGUCUGGGUGGUUUUUCAUUCCUCAGGGACUAUAGUAGUCUUCUCUGUAGUAUGAUCUGAUCAGUGCAGAUCUGAUUGGACAUCGCCCAGUGCAACUGCAACUGAGGCUCCUGCUUAUGACAGAAAUUAACUCUUUGAAUACAAGAAUAUACUGUUUGAAUCAUGACAACUCCUCCCUCCCAUUCCCUCCUCCCUUUUGUAAAUAGCCUUAUAAUUCUAUUCAUCUAUUUUAUCUUUCUUGUUUUUGAUUAGUUAAUGAAACUUAAAGAAAUACUUCAACCCCCCAAAAUAACCAUUUGGAUAGCAGUUAUUCAGUGUUGAAUUUGUGAAGAAUACUUUGUUUUUGUUGCUGGCCUUCAUGGUGAACAAAGAAUCCAAAAUCAGA
Molecule: messenger RNA, 1889 nt
Organism: Plectropomus leopardus (leopard coralgrouper)
Lineage: Eukaryota; Metazoa; Chordata; Actinopteri; Perciformes; Serranidae
Gene: ccnc
Product: cyclin C
Biological process (GO): regulation of transcription by RNA polymerase II
Molecular function (GO): cyclin-dependent protein serine/threonine kinase regulator activity
Source: RefSeq, a predicted model, not a curated record